This is a messenger RNA of Striga hermonthica, 930 nucleotides long. NCBI's taxonomy places the organism in Eukaryota, Viridiplantae, Streptophyta, Magnoliopsida, Lamiales, Orobanchaceae. The record is from the annotation of a GenBank genome assembly.
AUGAAAUCUGGGAAAGGUCCGCAAGAAGAGGAAGAUGAGGAAGACGAGUAUGGUGCGAAGAAAUGCGUCGCCCCAUCUGUUAAUAAUUCCAAAGAUGGGAAGAACAGUGAUAAAGCUAGUGCUAUAAGGUCGAAACACUCUGUUACAGAGCAGCGGAGGAGGAGCAAGAUCAAUGAGAGAUUUUCGAUAUUGAGGGAACUUAUACCGCACAGUGAUCAGAAGAGAGACACAGCAUCGUUUUUGUUAGAGGUGAUUGAGUAUGUACAAUUUUUACAGGAAAAGGUCCAUAGGUACGAGGGACCAUAUCAGCCUUGGAGUACAGAGCCUGCAAAGCUGAUGCCGUGGAGAAACAGCAACUGGCGAAAUUUUGCCGGCCAACUUCACACCGUGAAGAAUGGCUCUGAUUCGAGUACCACUCCUUCCUUCCCCAUCAGGUUCGACGAAAAUGGUGUUGCGGGCCCCACAAUCAUGCACCUUGGCCCGAAUAACCACCCAGUCGAGACCGAUCAUUUUAGGGAUGGUCUUUGCAGGUCGAUGGACUCUGUGCCAGUUUCUGUUGAAAACAAUGGCUCAUUCUCACAGGAGUUGCCUGGGCCGGGGGCCCCACUUACGGAUUCGCAGCCAACUGAAUGUCCUGAAGCUAUGAACCUCCAAAACGAUCUGAUGAUUGAAGGCGGAACAAUCAGUAUAUCGAGUGCUUACUCGCAAGGCUUAUUGAAUUCAUUGUCACAAGCACUACAGAGCACUGGUGUGGAUUUGUCUCAAGCCAGCAUAUCAGUCCAGAUUAAUCUUGGAAACCGAGCACAGAGUGGAUCAGUUGCUAAGGAUCAUUGUUUUCCAAUGCCUUCUGGUAGCCAACCUGUUGCAACCUUUCAAGAUGCUGGUAACAAUGAAGACUUUGAUCAAUCUCAAAAAAGGCAAAAGAUUUGA